UUCGAUACAGGCAAAAUGGUGCCAACAGUACCAUGGAUACGGCCCUCGGAGUACGUGAUCAAUCGCCUUGAAGCUUUCAAACAUGCUUCCUUACGGUUCUUUACACGCGAGGGACUAAAAGGCGCGGCAGGGCUAGUGGACUCGAAACAUGUCAAACUCGACUACGAUCUCUCUUUCAUCGAGUUCUUGAUCGCGAAGAACUAUUUCCUGGCUCAGCUCCAAUUGACCAAGUGGCCCGCCAGAGUUAUAGGUGCCUUCCAUCGAUUCUUUUUCUACAUAGAAACGCACGAGCUAUGA
Molecule: messenger RNA, 297 nt
Organism: Pisolithus orientalis
Lineage: Eukaryota; Fungi; Basidiomycota; Agaricomycetes; Boletales; Pisolithaceae
Exons: 1
Source: RefSeq, a predicted model, not a curated record